UCUUCAGCAUACCGAUUCUUGUGGGACACCCCAGAGAGCUUGUGUCUGUGCAGCCAUUGGUCGAGUGUCUUUAAGAGUCAGCUGUUGGGUAGUUGCUUGAAAGCGCCAUCGGAGAAAGGGCAGGCCUAGCUGUGUUUCUCGUCUUUGCUGCAGGACAGUUUGAAGUGGAGAGCGAAGACUCUUUUGGGAGACCGAUUUCUUAACAGCGCUUCAAAGUUGUAAAGAACCUAAAGUACCCUCAGCACUCUGAAUGGAGAGAGACAGUGUGGAGACCUCCGGGCCAGGGGGGAGUGGAGCCUCGCAGACCGGGUACCCCGCCGCGGGCUCGGCUCCGGCGGGCCAGCGGUUCGGAGCGCGUUCUUCUGCUCCAGGAUUCCUGCAGCGCGUCCAGCAGAAGGUCCUGCAGGGGGCCUUGGUGCUUGGCACGCUGUUCCUGCUCCUCUGGGCAGCCUCUUUCAUUUAUGGAAGCUUCUACUACUCUUUCAUGCCCAAAGCGGCGCAUUCAGCCCCGGUACACUACUACUACAGAUCAGACUGUGAGCCUGGAACGUUGCAACCUUGUUCUUAUCCCAUUGCAAACGUUUCUCUUCUCCAAAAUGGCAAGCACCAGAUGAUGUCACUCGGCCAGAAGUACCGCAUCUCUCUGGAGCUGGAGAUGCCCGACUCCCCGACCAAUCAUCUGCUUGGGAUGUUCAUGGUCAGGAUGACCUGCUACUCCAAGGAGAGGGGGAGGGUGUCCUCCUCCACCCACCGCAUCAGCCCCCGGCCCUCGGCCUCCAGCACCCGCUUUACGAUGCUCCGCUACCGCUCUGACCUCCUGAGGACGUUCGCCACGCUGCUCUUCCUCCCGGGGUUCCUGAGCGGCGUGUCCCAGCAGGCCCAGUGGCUGGAGGUGGACCUGUUCACCGACUACACCGACGACCCCUUCUCCCCCUCCGUAGAAGCCAUGUUGGAGGUCCUGUCCAGCCAGGUGCAGAUCUACUCUGCUCGGCUCAACAUCUACGCCGAGUUCACCGGAAUACGCUACCUGCUCUUCCACUACCCGGUGAUGUCAGCACUUGUGGGCGUGUCCAGUAACUUGCUCUUCCUCAGCAUGCUCCUCUUCAUCAGCUACAUGAGGCUGGUUUUCGGAGGCACCGGGACCACGAGUCCGAAACAGUCUGGGAGAUCCACUACAAAUAAGAGCCAUACAUCUGGAUGCGGAGGAAGGUCAGCAACAGGAAAUGUGAGUUGGCCGGCCUUAGGAGAGACAUCUGGGAGGAAGAGGGACGAGCAACAUCUUUUGCUGGAGUUUACUGCAUGUGUCUUAAAAGUGGAAUACAUGGAAUGGACUUCUUACCAUCCUUUAGCAGUAACGGGCCUAGAAACAGAAAACAAGGUCAACACGACUGAGGAACCCACGCAUGAGGAUAUAGAGCCAAAGGACCGACGGGAAAUGACCAACGACGCGGACCACGGACUUAAUGAGCGGAACGCUAAAGAGGAAGCGGAGGAGGACGACGUGUCCACCGACCUACCGGACUGGACGCGGCAGGGCCUGUCACUCAGGGCUCAGGUCAGGGGUCAGGCAAUGCACGGACCUUUUAACAGAAGGCCUAAACUCCUCUCGACUAAAAGCUUCCCCCCGUACAGUCAGCCCAUCGGGGGCCUUGGCCAGGAGAGAGAGAGCGACCCGGAGACUGAGAGCGACUACGAGACUGGUGGUUCACCUGCACCCGACGACAGCAGUCAACGGGGCGCGGGAGACGCGCUACGUCUCGAGGAGCCGGCCGCCUUUGGCUCGGACGCGUGGACCCCAGCGACGGGGCGCGACGGGGAGCGGAGGGGGGCCAUCCUGAGACGGGACUGGGGGGACGGCGUCGAGAGUACCGAAGAACGGGACGGCGGCAUGACCUUGGACGGG
This is a messenger RNA of Gadus morhua (Atlantic cod), 1903 nucleotides long. RefSeq lists its product as uncharacterized. The annotation marks the transcript as partial. Gene Ontology annotation, cellular component: endoplasmic reticulum membrane. NCBI's taxonomy places the organism in Eukaryota, Metazoa, Chordata, Actinopteri, Gadiformes, Gadidae. The record is from RefSeq and is a predicted model, not a curated record. The transcript is spliced from 11 exons. Gene Ontology annotation, biological process: lipid storage; lipid droplet organization.